GAGGGGAGAAGCGGGGAGGCGGGGACCGCCAUCGCGCCGCUGAGGGGAGCGAGCGCUGCCGCUGGGGGGUCGCUGCCGCUCCCCCCGCUGAGGCGCUGGGGGGGAGGCUCCCGCAGGACCCCGCCGUUGUCUCUUCCCUUCCCCGGCCGGCGGACCCCUCGGGCGUCGAGCAAUUAUUGUCUUGGUUAUGAGCCAGUGCUUCGUGUUUCAGAAUUCUUCAUUUUGAAUUUUUAAUAAAAUUGAAGAUGUCCAGUAUGGAUCCCCUAACAAACCUGAAUAAAAAGAGAUGAAGAUGAACCAGAGCGUUUCGAUGGUCUUUCUCUCUUAUACUGGACGAUUAUGGGCCCUCAUGGAAUCAAUCGAGCUGUUCACCGCAUUUCUUUUUCUGAUUGUCAGAAUGGAUUAGGAGUUAAAAUUAUUGGAGGUUACCGGACACAAACCGCAGAAGAUUAUGGGAUUUUCAUAAAGAGAAUUCUACCUGGAGGGGUUGCUGCUGUAGAUAGCCGUUUGCUCACGGGAGACCUCAUUUUGGAUGUCAAUGGAGAAAACUUAAUUGGAGUAACCAAUGAAAGGGCUGUUGACAUCUUGCGAACAGCUUCAGCCUCUAAUCACAUGUCUCUGCUAGUUGCCAGAGAUGAAGAAGCAAAGAAAGAGUUUCUUGACCUGAUGGAUAAGUAUGGCUCUCACAGUGACACCAACUCUGCAAGAAGUUCUCCAACACAACUAUUAACUGGAAAACCUGUAGACAACCUUUCGUCUGGGUCAUCCUCAAGGUCACAGAGUCCUCAAUUGCAUCCAAAGGAUAUUAUUACCACCAUUAGCAGAAAUAAUUCUGUCCCAGCACCAUCACCAAAGCUUCCAAAGGAUAGUGCGUUUCAGAUUAUCUCUGUUUGCAAAGGAACAAGCCUAGGUUUGAAUAUUGUUGGAGGAAUUGACAGAAAUGAAGGGCCUUUGGUAUACAUUCAAGAAAUUAUUCCUGGUGGUGACUGUCAUAAGGAUGGACGAUUGCAGCCUGGAGAUCAACUAGUAUCCAUAAACAAAGAGUCAAUGAUUGGCGUCUCCUAUGAAGAAGCAAAAAGUAUAAUCAACAGAGCAAAGAUGAGGUUUGGAAGUUUUUGGGAGAUAGCUUUUAUAAGACAAAAAAAUAUUCCCAGUUAUUCAGAGAAUCUGCCACGUCCUUCCAGUCUCUUAACAUCUUCUGGAACGUACGGAGGACAACAAGCUGCAGUCCUUAGUCCUCUAGCGUCUCCUGAUGGGAAGCUUGUUUCAACAUUCACUCCUAAUGCUAUGGAAACUGGAGUCAAAAUGGAAGAGCAAUCUCCAAUUACUUCUGCAGAGGGCAGUCCUACUGAUGUCUCAGUUCCUGUCAUUGCACCCAGCCAGAAUGAUGAUUAUGAGCUGCAAGGAAGGAAGACUUUCUUGAACUCUACUAUUCGUCUCAAAGCAGAAAAGCUGGAGAGGGCAUUGAAUUAUCUGGGGAUUCAGCCCACAGUUGAACAGCAGCAAACGCUAAGGCAGCAACUUCAGAAAGAUUCUAAAGGAACAGUGUCUUUUGGAGAUUUCAUUGAAGUUUCAAGGAGUCUGUUCUCCAUGCAACUGAAUGCAACAGAUGGUGGCCAAAAUCCUGUAACAUUUGGGAUCAAUGAAAUUGCCGGUUUAUUACAUUCACAGUUUGUAACCUGUGGUUCUUUGGAGGAUGACAUGGAAAAGCUUAAAAAAGAAAAGGAUGAAGCUUUAAAAGAAAUGAGCAAGUUAAAGGAAGAAUUGUCUGAAUCUGUGAAUUUACAGAAACAGUUAACAGAGGAGCUACAAAUAGUCAAGCAAGAAGCCAAGGCAGCUGUAGAGGAGACAAGAGCCUUGCGAAGUAGGAUUCAUCUUGCUGAAGCUGCACAAAGACAGGCUCGUGGAAUGGAGAUGGACUAUGAAGAAGUAAUUCGCCUGUUAGAAGCUGAAAUCGUAGAGCUGAAGGCUCAGCUCACUGAUCAUUCUGGCCAAAAUAAAGAUAACAUCCAAGACUUGAGAAAGAGAGUUACAGUGCUUGACUGCCAGCUGCGGAAAUCAGAAUCGGCUAGGAAGACCUUUGAGGUGGCUACUGAAAAAUUACUACAAUUUAUAGAGGUUGUACAUGAAAUACUUUCAGAUAACUCUACUCCCUCAACAGUUCUAAGUGACAGAAGAAUAACCUUGUCUUCUAAAGCACUUCUUGCCCGGUUGGGAAGGAUUGGACCAACUGUCACCACAGCUCUUGCAGCGGAAGCCAGAGACCUUGCCAAGUCUGUCCGUGCCAUUUUGGAAGUAGAUUGUCUACCUUAUGGAUGGGAAGAAGCUUAUACAGCAGAUGGAAUCAAAUACUUCAUCAACCAUGUGACCCAGACAACAUCAUGGAUCCAUCCUGUAACCAGCGCACUAAGCUUGCGUUGCUCUGAGGAUGACGACGAUGGAAUAAGAGAGUCUCCUGGGUCCAAGAGCUGAGGACAUUCUGCUGACAGAAAGUAGUUUGUCUAAUUUCAGUACAUUAGUGAGAAGAUGCACACUUUUUAAUCUAAUUACUUUCUAGUCUGAUGUAAUAGUACCCGAUGACACUUCUCCCCUUAAGUCAGAGAGAGCACUGCCAUUUGUUUAGGUGGGUUUGUUCUUGGGUGCCUCAAAAUCUGCAGAAGUCUCAGUGCAGUCCUUAACCUGCCCCAGUUCAGUGUGCAGGGAUCAGGCUUACCUUGGGAGCUGAUCCAGUCUUUUCAUGACUUCUGUAUUGGCAUAACUCCAUUGACCUGAAGUCAAUUUUCACAGUUUUGACCAGCAUGAGAGUUAGAUUGGGCCAUUGGAUGUACUUCACCUGGUAAAUUCCAGCUGAUGCUUUGCUGAAAGGUGCGAGGUGAGCUUUUGCUUUUUUUAACCAAUGCUAGUGAGUGUAAUGUAGAUAGAUGCCCUUUGUGCAACUACUGAAUAAUCUGAUUUUUAUAGAAGAAGUUUGUGAAGGAGUUUUGCUGAUAGAAAUUUGGUAAUUUAUUACAAGUAUUGGAGUCCUGAUGACUUGUAAAACAAAUACUUUAUUAAGAUCAGUGGUUGGACUUUAGGAAAAUGAAUCUUUGAUAAGUUGUCAAGUAAAAAGAAAAAGUUUUGGUAGAGGACACCAUGCUCUGUCAACAAUAUGAGGCCAGAAAGAAAAUUAUUCUACUUUUGUGCUCUGCUAAACCGAUACAUACAUGCAUCAAAUACUUCAGUGGAAGCUGUGAAGUUUCAAGUACAAUGAAACCUGUGAAACCACCUCCAGGAUCAGCAGAAAUCAGUCACCUCCUCAAAGUUGAUCUUUAAGUAGAACAAAAUCAUUUUGUAAACAUUGGUGAUGAUUUAAAGAGGAUAAAGAAAAUGACAGGGAGUGCUACUGCAAUCUAAUGAACAAGUUUCACUGUACUUCAAAAGCACAAGAUAUUUUAAAUCUCAUUAUUCACAGCUCAACAUAUGAUGCCAGCUUAGUCAAAUAUAUGAUUCUAUGCUGUUGUUUUUUUUCUGGAGGCUCUUUGUGUGUGUGUGUAUUAUAUAUAUUAUAUGGUAGGUGUUGACUAAUGAAUGAAAGAAGGAUCUGAAACUUUGCAGAGGCACUGAUGAAUAUCCCAAAGGAAAACCCUCUCUCUGAUCUUCAGGCCAAGAAGGAGAACAGUAUUUUAACAGGGUGAGAAAGGCACAGGCUACAAUCUGCAUUUUCCUAAGGUGCAUGCUUCAGGAUUUCAAAACAUCCAUGAAAAGGUUGAGGCACCCAUCUACACUCCACCACAUCCUUACUGGCUGAUACAAAGAAAUGAGGCUGUACAGCCACAUUUUUUAGAGGUCUGUAUCCAGCAGGUUUGUCAUUAGAGUUAAAAAUCCAUGCAGUCAGGGGAACGGAUAUAAAGACCAGACCAUGCCAAGUCAGGCACACUGUGGCUGUUGAUCCUUUUGAAUCAAAAAUGAUACACAGUUUUAACCCAAGUCAAGUCUCUUUGAAUAGCAGUGCAGCAAUUUACUGCAUAUGGCCUGUGAGCUGCAGAGCACAUCACCAAAUGUUCUUCCUGCAGGAACAAAGUGCAGCUCACAAAAGAGUUUUUUGCAGGCUUUGCUGGAAGAAGAUGUCAGGAUAUUUUGAAUAAGCAAAUAGGAAAAAAUGUUUUGUACUUUUAACUAGGUCAGAACCAAAUUAUCCAUGAAUCUACACAGGUGGUGUGGAUUAGAAGGAAGAGCUUGCUCAGCAGACCCACAGUAACAUAUAUUUCUGAGAAAAUUUCUCAUAGCAGUAACACUUAAAUGCUUGUUUGUAUUUCGCUCCAAUGGCUCCUACGUGCUUCAUAGCCUCCUUUGUGUUCCCCAAGAACAGUCUGAAGGCACAAAGCAUGUGCUUCAGUUUCAGGGCCAGGCACUCUAGAUGCACCUCUAUUUAAAUCCCUUUUCUGAAAAUGGCAUAGACUCAUGACCCAUAAACUGUACGUAAGGUUCUGAAUUCCUUGCAAUAUUUAAUGUAACCUUAGUAGUAAUUUGACUGAUUAAUGACAGGCACUUCUGGUUCAUAAUUCCAUGGUAGUAUGCAGUUCCAGAUCACAUAUAGACUCCGGUUUUCCAGUUCUGUUUCAGAGAGUUUUGAAUCUCCACUUGACCCCCGCAGUCGAUUUAUUCUGCUAGUGGCUUUCUGACAGCUAGCUGGGUGUUUCAAAUAGGCGAAGCUAUUUAGGGACAGAGACUGUGGAUCAGGCAGGCUUCAUCAGCAGAGGCUGUAUAGAGACCUAGCAGCAAUUUAAAGCUGUUCUGCUAGAUCAGCUGGAGGAGGACAGCUAUGCGCAUACUGCUUGCCCUUCCUGAGGAGCUGGUAAUGAUCUCUUGCUCCGAGCAUGCAAUGCACAGCCUGCUGUGCACGAGAGGGGAAGAAAUCAAGACAAAAUGCUGGCGUUCUGCUGGCUUUGCUUACUGCCUCCACCCCCAGAUGAGAACAUUUCAGAAACCUGGAGACUAUUUCUCCCUCUCUCUUAUAAAUUUGCCUAGAAAUUAAAGACGUUAGAUAGAUGCAGAGAUCUAUUUCUAGCUUCUUCUCCAGUAAGCAUUAUCUCUUCAGAUAAUCCACUAGAUCAGAUUCUCUGCUAUUGAGGCUACAUUUUCAUACCUAGAAUCUCCAAAUGUUCUAAUCUAUUUUUGUACGCUGGCAUACUUGUUUCCUAGGUUAUUCCUCUCUAUCUCCCCUUGUCUCUUCCUUUCUGUGAAAUAUUUUGUGAAAUUGUUUUGAUUAAGGGGAACUGCGUAUAUUGAAAAAAUGGUUCUAGGAUAAUUUCAAAAGAAUUUUUAAAGAACAGUUGUCAAAAUAUGCAACACUGUAAACAAUAACUUUUCAUUUUUAUUGCAGAAUAAAAA
This is a messenger RNA of Cygnus atratus (black swan), 5370 nucleotides long. RefSeq names its product syntaxin binding protein 4 (gene STXBP4). Lineage: Eukaryota; Metazoa; Chordata; Aves; Anseriformes; Anatidae. The record is from RefSeq and is a predicted model, not a curated record. Gene Ontology annotation, molecular function: syntaxin binding. Bases 340 to 2472 code for a protein of 710 amino acids. The transcript has 24 exons. Gene Ontology annotation, biological process: insulin receptor signaling pathway; regulation of insulin secretion involved in cellular response to glucose stimulus. Gene Ontology annotation, cellular component: cytoplasmic vesicle.